Drosophila subobscura is the source of this 2569-nucleotide messenger RNA. Its product is annotated as protein SCAI. The record is from RefSeq and is a predicted model, not a curated record. Lineage: Eukaryota; Metazoa; Arthropoda; Insecta; Diptera; Drosophilidae. Gene Ontology annotation, molecular function: transcription corepressor activity. The transcript is spliced from 9 exons. The coding region runs from base 485 to 2293 and encodes 602 amino acids. Gene Ontology annotation, cellular component: nucleus. Gene Ontology annotation, biological process: DNA-templated transcription.
AUCUGGGAUACCGGACUCCAAGCACACACAUUACAUACAUUCAUUCAUACAUCGUACAUAUGUCAAGUGCAGGGGGCCAGGAACAAAGCUAGAAGACGGCGUCGUCAGCGGGAGCGCCACUAGAAUCAGCAGCAGCAGCAGAGGCAACAUACGCUAAUUUGAUUGCUCGACGGCGGCUGCGGCAGCAACGGCGUCGUCGGCGGUGGUCACGGUGACGACAACAGCAACAACAACAACGACACCAAUAGCAACAGCAGCAACAGCAACAACAAUAAGCUGCAAAAACGGCUUUGGAGGCGUCUCUGCUCUGGUGUCCUCUUCGGCGUCCUGCCAGCGGCUGUGACGGAGGAGACCACCGCUCCUGCUCCCCUGGCUACUGCUGCUGUUGUUGCUAUUGUGGCUAUUGGUGGCGGCAGCAGGUACAACAAUGAUAAGAACCGAUUCACAGACAUAACACAUUGCGGAGGAGGUUGAGAAGAACGGCAUGGUGAAAAUGGAAUCCACGGAAGAACAGGAUCGAAAGUUAGUCUUGGAGUUUUGCCAUUUGCUAGAGAAAUCCAAGCAGCUCUUUAAUGGGCUGAGGGAUCUGCCACAAUAUGGUCAUCGGCAGUGGCAAGCGUAUUUCGGACGCACCUUCGAUGUGUAUACGAAAUUGUGGAAAUUCCAGCAGCAACAUCGCAUGGUGCUCGACUCCAAGUACGGACUGAAACGCUGGCAAAUUGGCGAGAUAGCAAGCAAAAUUGGCCAGCUCUAUUAUCACUAUUACUUAAGAACCAGCGAAACCAACUACCUGAAUGAGGCGUAUCAGUUUUAUGCGGCAAUACGUGGACGUGCGUAUUAUUCGCGUGCAGCCAAGGAGGAUCGGCCGGAUCUGAUGGUGAAAAAGCUGCGCUACUAUGCCCGCUUCAUAGUCGUCUGUCUGCUGCUCAAGAAGAUGAAGCUGGUGCGGGAGCUGGUCACCGAACUGGAGAAGCAGAUCCAGGAGUACACCAACACUUUUCUCAGCUACGAGCCGGAGGAUCAUUUGGAAUGGUCGCUGGUCCUCGAGGAAAUCAAAGGCUUCAUCAAGGCCGAGGCAGCUGUGGCCGUACUCCAUGCCGAUUCCAAUCCCAUCAUAUUAUCGCACAGUGGUUCCGGUUCUAGGUUAUCGCCGCUGACAACGCCGCCCUGCGAGCGGUCGCCGCACAUGACGCUCAGCCUGCAGGAGAUCCUCAUUGUGGGCUCUGCCUGUGAGCAGGCCAAGUUCUCGGAGCUCACCAUGGACAUGUUCCGCAUGCUGCAGACGCUGGAGCGAGAGCCCACGGAAUCGGCCACGAAUCCGCUGAGCAUGGCGCACGGCCUGCAUGGACACGAUGCCAGUCCGGCGGCCAGUCGCAUACCACCUUAUGGUGUGCCAGGAUCCAAGGGUUACCAGGAGAAUGGCCGUCACUUUCGAGACAAUCCUCACAAGUAUCUACUUUACAAGCCUUCGAUUAGCCAGCUGAUGGUCUUCCUCGCCAGCGGCGUUCGGGAACUGCCACUGGGUGGCGCCUUACUCCUGUACAUGUCCGCGGACGGCUGUUUCUCCACCACAAAACAUCCCGAAGAUUUUGGCUAUGAGCUGGGCGGCGUUGCCACCUGCGCCAAGCGGGACAGCGUCGAUGGUGGGGGAUUGUCAUGCCGCGGGAAAUCGUACAAGGAGAACCACUGCCUAUAUCCGGGUGAUCUCUAUCCGUUCACACGCCGGCCCAUGUUCAUUGUCAUCGAUUCGGACAACUCGUUCGUCUUUCAGCACAUACCCCGCUACUUUGGCCAGCCGCUGGUCGUGCUCAUGUCACCGCAAGAUGUACCAUCCGCAUUUCAAGCUGAUGUCCAGCAUCAUGGCUCGCUGUUUACGUUGUUCCUGCACUCCCCGCUCACGGCCCUCUGCUACAUUUGCAAUGUGGGCGAUGUGCCCAUCCAUCAUUGGGAACGCUGCCAGACCUAUGUGGAUCGCUUUAUCACAGAGGCCUCGCGCCUGGUCACGCGUUGCCGCAUGGAUGAGAUCGAACAGGGCAUUGGCUGUAUAGACUCAUCGUAUGUUCAGUUCUUUGGCGAUGAUUUUCUGCGCACACUCAUCUUACGUUUCGUCUUCUGUGAUGUGGUGCUGCGUCUGCAUCGUGGAUUCCGUGGCAGACACAUGCGACCGCGCUGCGAGCCCCAGCUGCCGGCCAGCGAGCUGCUGGAGCAUCCAUCGCUAUCGCACAUUGUCUUUCAGCUGGCCUCGGCGCUCGAUGUGCGCGGCCACUUCUCGGAGGGGCCGGAGUGCGACUGAUGACUUACACUGGCCAUAGUCUUAGUCCUAGCUUUAGUCUUAAUUGUCUGCCUGCGACAGCAGCUCCACCAGAUCCUUUGUUCACACUUUUCCGCUUUAAUGCAUUUGCUGUACAAUAUUUUUCCGCAUGUUUGCACUUGGAGCUGGCACGGGAUCUGGGCUUGAGCUCCACGGGGGUCUUUUGGGGUUUCUACUCAUAUAUAUAUUUUUUUUCUAUUUUGGGGGUUAAGUUUCCUAACUGCUGGCUGCUGUCCACGCAAGGGCGUCACGUAAUUC